Messenger RNA from Acaulospora morrowiae, 1002 nucleotides. NCBI's taxonomy places the organism in Eukaryota, Fungi, Glomeromycota, Glomeromycetes, Diversisporales, Acaulosporaceae. The record is from the annotation of a GenBank genome assembly.
AUGGCCUUGCCAACCGCAUGGAACGUUUAUGACAAAUCUACUUUUUUGAAUGUUGAGAAUGAAGGACUUAGAGUGGUUUACACAGGUCAGGAUAAAACUAGAAAUGCAGCCGCAAUACGGUCAAAUUUUCCUAUUCUUCCGAAUUGUGGAUUAUUUUAUUUUGAAGUUACCAUUGUAAAUGAAGGAGACAAUGGAAUUAUUGGAAUUGGACUGUGCACAAAAACAGUCAAUUUAAAUGUGAUGCCUGGAUGGGAGGAUGACUCUUGGGGUUACCAUGGUGAUGACGGAAAAUGUUUUCACUCAUUAGGAGCUGGUAGAGUGUAUGGGCCGUUGUUUACUACUGGGGAUACUAUUGGAUGUUGCUUGAAUUUUCUAUAUAAUAUAGUAUUCUACACGAAAAAUGGAGUACAUCUUGGAAUCGCAUUUCGAUGGUUGGAGGGUGAUCUGUAUCCUUGUGUCGGAAUGAAAUCAUAUGGAGGGUCGAUAGAAGUAAAUUUCGGGCAUAAGAAGUUUGAAUAUGAAGCGAUGAACGGUGAAGAUAUUGAUGAUGAAUUAUUAAAGGGAGGAUGGAAUAGAGUUUUAUUUCAGAAUGGUAACAAAUUGCCAAAUAGGCAGAUAGACAGGUUUGCAGAGCUAUCAGAAUCAUUACCCAUUAAACCAAAUAACAAGCUUUUAUUUAAAUAUCGAGUAAAAGCAUAUUUUGCUAUUGGAAAGCAUCAUAAAGCGCGAGCAAAUUUAGUGAAAUUAAAAUACCGGACGAAAGCAUUCUUUGUUAUGGGCAACUAUAAGAAGGCACUUGAAGAGAUAACAAAAAUAUUAGAAAUUGAACAGAACAACAUAUUCGCUCUAAAAUAUCGGGGAGAAAUUUAUCACAUGAUGGGAAAUUUUUCUGGGUCACUUGGAGACUUUGGCGAAUUGUUAAAAAUUAAUCCAAAUGAUAAAUGGGCUUACGAAUCCCUUGAAGAAGUUCAUAGAAAGUUUGUAUAUUGUGUAUUUUUAUAA